AUGGAGGCAGAUGAUUGGCUGAAAACAAUCGACAGCAAGCUUCAGAUACCUCGGUGCAAUGGACGGGAGAAAGUCCUCUUUGCAUCCCACCAACCGAUUGGGCCAGCUCAAGAGUGGUGGACUGCUUACACCGCCGCUCAUGAGGAUCCCCAGGAGAUCACUUGGGCAGACUUCCAGAACAGCUUCCGUGCUCACCAUGUCCCCGCCGGAGAAAUAAAGGUAAAGAGGAAGGAGUUCCUCAGUCUCAAGCAAGGACCUAUGUCUGUGAGGGAGUACCUCACGAAGUUUACUCAAUUGUCUCACUACGCCCCCAACGACAUCGACAUGGAUGAGAAGAAACAGGAUUGCUUUCUUGAGUGUCUUAACAUUGCUCUGCAGUAUGCCCUCUCCGCUAAGGAGUACCCCAGUUUCCAGAAGCUGAAUCAGUCACAGAGGCCGCAGCAGAAAAUGCAGAAUCAGGGUACAGGGUCGUUCAAGCUGGCAGUGCAGUCGCAGCAGCAGCAGCAACAGUCUCAUCCCAGCUUCUCGCAGCAGCAGCAGCGACCCAAUAACACCAACAAGUGUCCCAAGAAGCAGCAAGGCCAAGCCCAGGGCAACAACCAGCAGCAGCAGCCUCGCCAGAACAUAAUGUAUGGUCGUCUCAACCAUGUUGCAGUGGAGGAAGCCGAGGAAGCUCCUAACGUGAUUGAUCUUCGAUCUGGAUACCAUCAGCUAAAAAUUCGUGCUUCGGAUAUCCCCAAGACAGCAUUUGUUACUCGGUACAGUCUGUAUGAGUACACAUUUGUUGUGGUGUUCAUUGAUGGCAUCCUGGUCUACUCCAAGAACGAAGAAGAGUACGAGGAACACCUAAGGAUGGUUUUGCAAAAGCUCAAGGAAAACCAAUUGUACGCUAAACUGAGCAAAUGUGAGUUCUGGUUAAAGGAAGUUCCUUUCCUUGGCCACAUCAUAUCAGCAGGAGGUGUGUCUGUAGAUCUGUCCAAGUGGCAGAAUAAGUGGCUUUGUGUGAUAUCUGUCAGCGAGUCAAAGCCGAGCAUCAAAGACCAGCAAGACUGCUACGACCAUUGA
Molecule: messenger RNA, 1065 nt
Organism: Phragmites australis (common reed)
Lineage: Eukaryota; Viridiplantae; Streptophyta; Magnoliopsida; Poales; Poaceae
Exons: 6
Coding region: 1-1065 (354 amino acids)
Source: RefSeq, a predicted model, not a curated record